GGCGCCGAAUAUUGCAGUAGAUCACUCUUUCCGGGGCGGCGUCGCUGUGGCGACUCCGCUUUCUGUCCCCACACCAGCUGGGCAUGCCGACAAUGGCGUCGAGCACAGCAGGCACCAUGCUCACUGCUACGCUGCCCAGGGAGGAUCGACAACAACCCGACUCCAAUACCGGACACCGAGACAUGCACAAUCAGAACCCGGUGGCACGCAUGCGAUGUCGUGUCCGACGCUGGAGGGUGCCCGCCAGUGCCGUGUCUAUAAACAGCCGCGGGUAGCCUCCUCCUUCGUCACGUUGAUGACUUGUCUCACCCAGCUCCAGCUCGCAGCUUCAGCGCCAGACCGGUCCUUGAUUCUCCUGUCCUUGCCUUCCCAGUCUCGCCGUCAUUGCCCGCCAUGAAGGUCUCUUUCCUCUCCCUCCUCUGGUCCGCGGCCUCUAGCGUGGUGCUGGCCGUGCCCAUCGCCGACAGCCUGGUGUACGACGCCAUCAUCGUUGGAGGUGGCCCCGCUGGGCUCGCGGCCGCGAGUGCCCUCGGCCGAGUGCGCCGCACCACUCUCCUCAUUGACUCUGGCGACUAUCGCAAUGGUCCUACGAGGCAUAUGCAUGAUGUCCUCGGGUUUGAUGGCGUGACCCCGGCGUACUACCGUCACGCGGCCCGUCAGCAAAUCUCGCACUACACGACCGUUGUCUUCGCCAAUGGCACCGUCUCGAGGAUCAGCGGUAACGACACAGACCACUUUGUCGUGACCACUACCGGUUUCGACGGCAGGACCUUUGAUGUCCGCUCCCGGAAGGUCGUUCUCGCCACGGGCCUGAAGGACAACCUUCCUCAAACCCCUGGCAUGUGGGAGAACUGGGGCAAGGGAUUGUACUGGUGCCCCUGGUGUGACGGCAACGAGCACGCCGACCAGCCCCUCGGCCUGCUGUCGGACAAGUUCUCGAACCUGCCCUCGCUCACGCGCGAGAUCCUGAACCUCAACAAGGACAUCAUCGCCUUCGCCAACGGCACCGACACGGCCGAGGCGCGCGCCCAGACCGAGACCAAGAACCCAAGGUUUACAGAGUACCUCGCGCUGCACAACGUCACGGUUGAGAACCGCAUCAUCUCGCGCAUCACGCGCCUCAGGGACGGCGGCGAUCCGCCCCACGACCCGUCGCUGCCGACGGCGCCCGAGAACGACCUCUUCUCCAUCGAGUUCACCACGGGCGAUCCCGUCCAGCGCGCCGCCCUGUUCGUCGAGUACCCGAACGAGCAGCGCUCCAGGAUCGGCCAGGAGGCGGGCGUGCAGCUCUGGGGCGGCCGCCUCGCCGUGGACCCGACCAAGGGCCUGGUCACAAAUGUGCCGGGCAUCUACGCCAUCGGGGACGCGAACUCGGACAACAGCACAAACGUGCCCCACGCCCUCUUCUCGGGCAAGCGCACCGCCGUCUUCUUGCACGUGCGGCUCGCCAAGGAGGACCAGGCUAGGGAGACGGGCGUCGAUGUCUCCCUGCUGCGGAGGGACGUCGAGAUCGAGGCCCGCUCGCUGUGGGACAAGGUCAACGGCCAGCCCGACGAGAUCCUGUACGCUGGCGAGUACGACCAGUAGCUGGAGCGGGUUGGAUAGAUUAAAGAAAAGCGUAAAAGUGACAUAAUCUAAUCAACGUUUAUUCUAAAUCCCA
Messenger RNA from Gaeumannomyces tritici R3-111a-1, 1660 nucleotides. RefSeq names its product sulphydryl oxidase. The transcript has 3 exons. Gene Ontology annotation, molecular function: oxidoreductase activity. The record is from RefSeq and is a predicted model, not a curated record. Lineage: Eukaryota; Fungi; Ascomycota; Sordariomycetes; Magnaporthales; Magnaporthaceae. The coding region runs from base 394 to 1587 and encodes 397 amino acids.